Acanthosepion pharaonis is the source of this 603-nucleotide messenger RNA. The record is from the annotation of a GenBank genome assembly. Lineage: Eukaryota; Metazoa; Mollusca; Cephalopoda; Sepiida; Sepiidae.
AUGAUCAGUACAGGCUACUGUCGACUGUUGUCACCUGGUGUCUCUCUUUCUCUCUCUCUUCAGAUCUCACUUUUCUUUUCUUUUUCUCUUUUUCAUUGUUUUUAUUUUCACUCUUUUUUUUUCUUAUUUCUCUCUUCCUUUCAUUCUAUUUUCUUCUCUUUUCUCAUUAUUGUCACUCAUAUUUAUUUCUCUUUCUUUUACUCUAUUUCUUUUUUUCUUUCUCUCUUAUACUUAUUUUCUCUGUAUCCCUCUUAUUUUCUAAUUUUUCAACUAUUCUUUCUUUUUACUUCUUUUGGCAUUUCUUUCUCUAUUUCUUCCUUUCUUUUGCUCAAAUUCUCUCUUUAUCUUUAUCUUUUUCUUUCUUUUUUUCUUUCUUUCAACUGUCAAAGGAGGUUGGCAAGAAUUUGUCUGGAGCCAAAAGAUAUGCAAAAUAAUGCGGUUUAUUCAUUGGGCAUAAAUCUAUCUCUGACUAUUCAUAUCUAUCUAUCUAUCUAUCUAUCUAUCUAUCUAUCUAUCUAUCUAUCUAUCUAUCUAUCUAUCUAUCUAUCUGUUCACAUCUACAUCUAUUUCCAUAAGUUCUUAUUCAUCAGUGUUAAUUUCUAA